GUUCCGUUUCCGGUGUAAACAAACAAUCCAAUAUGGCGACUCUCAAGGAAGACACGGCAAACUUCUGCUAGAAGAUAUAAACAUUUAUUGCCGCUGAAUACAUUAUUCAACAUAAUGACUGAACCGAGAAGUGAGGGCGGUUUAGUUCGCUAUUACUGCACCGCCGGUAACGGGAUGGAGCCUUUCUUAAUUGACGAAGUCAAAAAGAAGCUGGCAGCUGAAGAUGUGUGUCAGAUACCAGGUAAAGUGUUGUUCAGCUCCUCUGCAGGGAUCAACAGAGUCAGUAAGCUGAAGGCUGCGGAGAGACUCUUCCUGCUGCUGAAACAAGACUCGCCCGUAUGCCUGCCUGUGCACACCAGCCGAGCAAAGGCAGCCUCUGUGCUGCAGUCCAGACUGUUGGGUGACAGCUAUCAAUGGACCAGUGCUGUACUGACAUGGAGUCGCCUGCAGGGGGAGCUGGCAGACAGAAGGACUACUGUCAACACACCAGGCACUGGUCCACAAGUGACGACAAGGAGAGAGGAGGGGGAGAAGUGCCAUGUGGAGUCUAGUGAAAGUACAGGAGGACAGAGGCAGGAGAAAAGCAACGAGAGGCAGAGAAGCGGUGAACAAAAUGGAGCACCGACACUGGAAAAGAAGAGAAAGAGGGAUGAAGAGGAAGAGGUGAAGGAAAGGAGGGAUGCAGCUCGAGACUCUAGCAGUGAGAAGAAUGUAAAGAAAGAGAAGACAUCUGUGAGAGAAAAGUGCAGAGGCAGAGAAGAGGAGAGGGGACUGGUCAUGGAGUUCUGCAGCUCUAGAACAAAUGGUGAACAUGAAGUGACAUCAGGAACAGAUUUCAGUGGCAACAACUCUGCAACACCAGGAGCAGCUGUCAAUGCAGAAAGUAGCCUCAGGAGGCCAGAUGACAUAGCAAAGGACGUUGUUGUAGAAAAUGUUGAAAAAGUGGAGAUUACUGGAGGAAGUGAUAAGACUUCACUGCUGCCCAGCAGGGUCAAACCAGAACCUUCUUCUGUCCUGGUGUCUUUUAGGAUCAGUUGCAAGUGUACUGGAUCUCUGUCCCAAUACUUCAGCACUCAGGAGGUGAACAAAAUAAUAGGUGUAGGCCUGAGCAGACUGUUGGGCUGGAAGGCUGACCUGAAGAAUCCUCAGCUGGAGAUAAACAUUUAUUUGAGUGAUGACCACUGCCUGCUGGGGAUCCCAUUAACCAGGUUACCUCUGGCUAACCGGUGCUACAUUAAAACCACAGGACUGAGGUCUACUGUAGCCUGGGCUAUGGCCUCAUUGGCUCAGAUACAGCCAGGCUUCUGUGUGGUCGACCCGAUGUGCGGGGUGGGAACCAUCUUAAUCGAAGCCGCACAGGAGCACGAGGCUGCUUGUUUCCUGGGUGUGGACAUUGAUGAUGGACAGCUACACAAAGCCAGUGAGAACAUAGAGUUUUCAGAGCUCAGAAACAGAAUACACCUGCUGAAAGCAUCGUCUAUGGCACUGCCUCUGCCCAGCGCCAGUGUGGACAUUGUUGUCUGUGACCUGCCAUUUGGCAGGAAGUUUGGCACCAAAACAAACAUGGCUUCCAACCUGCCACUCAUCCUCAGUGAGAUGGAGAGGAUCCUCUGUAUUGGUGGUACGCUGGUUCUGCUUCUCAGUCCUCAGUUAUCCUGUCUGCUGAAAAAACUUGUGGCACAGAAAAACACUGGACCAACAUCGAAAGAGGAAACAAAGCCUCAAAGUGGGACACAAGUCUGCCCGUGUCCUUCUUCAACUUCCACAAGGCAGCAGACCAUCCAGAUCCACCAGGGAAUCAAUUCCCCACUUGCCCAGAAAACAGGCCAUCAGUCUGGGCUACAACACAGUCUGCCUCCCCCUCUCUCCUCCUUGAAACAUCAGGCAACUCUGAGAGUCAGCUUAGGGUUGAUAGAUGGACUUCUCCAUAAGUAUGUCAAGAUAGACAGUUGAUCAGUUUUGGUGGAGAUUCCAUUUCAAAGUAAUUUGUUACUUGUUAUAAAAAAUGUUGAAAUACCACAACUACUUAGAACUACUGUUUUUGUUUGUCUGCCUCCCACUUUCAAUUGUAAAUUAUAAGAACAAAUUUAUAUUUUUUAAUAACGAUGAGUUCAGUUCAGUUAUUGUUGAAGGUUCAUGUCACCUAAUUCAAAAAUGUUGCUCACUGAUGUUUUUUGGGCCACGAGGUCUAACCUUUUGCUGCACAGAAAAUACUUGUUGGAUCGAUGCAUUGUUGGAUUUGACAUGCCAUGGAAAAUGUGGAAUAACACUGGCUUUGUUCUGUGA
Scatophagus argus is the source of this 2286-nucleotide messenger RNA. It is a transcript of the gene thumpd2, whose product is annotated as THUMP domain containing 2. Bases 115 to 1953 code for a protein of 612 amino acids. NCBI's taxonomy places the organism in Eukaryota, Metazoa, Chordata, Actinopteri, Scatophagidae. Gene Ontology annotation, biological process: tRNA methylation. Gene Ontology annotation, molecular function: RNA binding; tRNA (guanine) methyltransferase activity. The record is from RefSeq and is a predicted model, not a curated record. The transcript is spliced from 11 exons.